This is a messenger RNA of Rhineura floridana, 4297 nucleotides long. It is a transcript of the gene ARMC8, whose product is annotated as armadillo repeat containing 8. Gene Ontology annotation, cellular component: GID complex. The record is from RefSeq and is a predicted model, not a curated record. Gene Ontology annotation, molecular function: protein binding. Gene Ontology annotation, biological process: proteasome-mediated ubiquitin-dependent protein catabolic process. The transcript has 23 exons. Bases 240 to 2321 code for a protein of 693 amino acids. NCBI's taxonomy places the organism in Eukaryota, Metazoa, Chordata, Lepidosauria, Squamata, Rhineuridae.
CCGGCAAUAAUCCCUCCCUCCCUCCGACAAGUACCCGUUGGCGCAUGCGCACUGUUCGCAGCACGGAGAAGCUGUUUUUUUUUCGUUAGCUGAUUCGAGCUUUGCGGGCGUACUCCCUGCUUUUCCUUCCCUUCGCUCUUCUUUCGCGAUGUGGCCGCGCAUGGCGGCGGUAGCAGCAGCAGUCGUGGCUCCGGCUCUUGCGUGGGGUUGACCGGCUAGUAUCUCUGGCGCGCACCAAAAUGGCGUGUGUGUUGGAGACACCACUCCGCAUGAGUGUUCUGUCGGAAGUCACGGCUAGCAGUCGCCACUAUGUUGACAGGUUAUUUGAUCCUGAUCCCCAGAAUGUCCUGCAGGGUGUGAUAGAUAUGAAAAAUGCUGUAAUUGGAAACAACAAACAAAAAGCCAACUUGAUUGUUUUGGGAGCAGUUCCAAGGUUGCUGUACUUGCUUCAGCAAGAAACCUCCAGCACUGAGCUGAAAACUGAAUGUGCAGUGGUGCUAGGAAGCCUUGCAAUGGGUACAGAAAACAAUGUUAAAUCUCUGCUGGACUGCCAUAUCAUACCAGCCUUACUACAAGGGUUACUUUCGCCAGAUCUUAAAUUUAUUGAAGCUUGCCUCAGGUGUCUUCGCACCAUUUUCACCAGUCCUGUAACUCCCGAAGAGCUAUUGUACACGGAUGCUACAGUUAUUCCACACCUUAUGGCACUUCUCAGUAGGUCUCGAUAUACUCAAGAAUACAUAUGUCAGAUCUUCUCACAUUGCUGCAAACUCCGACACUGGCAUAGCUGCGGCUUUAAAUCCUCGCCUCAGCCACUUCUAUGUGCCAAUGGUCCAGACCAUCAGACAGUCCUGUUUAACCAUGGAGCAGUACAGAAUAUUGCUCAUCUGUUAACUUCUACAUCUUAUAAAGUUCGAAUGCAAGCACUGAAAUGCUUUGCAGUUCUAGCCUUUGAAAACCCGCAGGUAUCAUUGACUCUUGUAAAUGUGUUGGUUGAUGGAGAACUAUUACCACAGAUUUUUGUGAAGAUGUUACAAAGAGACAAGCCUAUUGAAAUGCAGCUUACAUCAGCCAAAUGCCUUACUUACCUGUGCAGAGCUGGAGCAAUCCGCACUGAUGAUACCUGCAUUGUGUUAAAGACACUGCCAUGUUUGGCACGGAUGUGUAGUAAGGAGAGACUACUAGAGGAGAGAGUAGAUGGAGCAGAAACUCUUGCCUAUUUGAUUGAAGCAGAUAUUGAGCUGCAAAGAAUUGCCAGUAUUACUGACCACCUUAUUGCAAUGCUAGCAGACUACUUCAAAUAUCCCAGUUCAGUGAGUGCCAUCACUGAUAUAAAAAGGCUUGAUCAUGACCUCAAGCAUGCUCAUGAAUUGCGCCAGGCUGCAUUCAAGCUCUAUGCUGCACUUGGAGCAAAUGAUGAAGAUAUACGAAAGAAGAUAAUUGAAACUGAAAAUAUGAUGGAUCGGAUUGUGAAUGGCUUGUCUGAGUCUAGCAUCAAGGUGCGCUUAGCUGCAGUCAGAUGUUUGCACAGUUUGUCACGAUCUGUGCAGCAGCUCCGAACAAGUUUCCAAGACCAUGCUGUAUGGAAACCUUUAAUGAAGGUCUUGCAGAAUGCUCCAGAUGAGAUUUUAGUGGUAGCAUCUUCCACUCUAUGCAAUCUUCUCUUAGAAUUUUCUCCAAGCAAAGAGCCUAUUUUAGAAUCGGGAGCCAUAGAACUUCUCUGUAGUUUGACCCAGAGCGACAAUCUUGCCUUGCGAGUAAAUGGAGUUUGGGCUUUAAUGAAUAUGGCAUUUCAAGCAGAACAAAAGAUCAAAGCAGACAUUUUACGAGGCUUGAGUACAGAGCAAUUAUUCCAGUUACUCUCUGACUCUGAUGUAAAUGUACUAAUGAAGACUUUGGGACUGCUUAGAAAUCUUUUGUCAACUCGCCCUCAUAUAGAUCAGAUAAUAAGUACUCAUGGGAAGCAAAUCAUGCAAGCAGUGACACUCAUUCUAGAAGGAGAGCACAAUGUAGAAGUCAAAGAACAGACGUUAUGUAUACUUGCCAACAUAGCCGAUGGAACAACAGCAAAAGAACUCAUUAUGACAAAUGAUGAUAUCUUGCAAAAAAUAAAGUAUUACAUGAGUCACUCAAAUGCUAAACUUCAACUGGCUGCCAUGUUUUGUGUAUCUAAUCUUAUAUGGAAUGAAGAAGAAGGUUCCCAAGAUCGUCAGGAUAAACUUAGAGAUAUUGGAAUAGUAGAUAUUCUACACAAACUAAGUCAGUCAUCAGAUCCAAAUCUUUGUGAUAAGGCAAAGACAGCACUCCAGCAGUACCUUGCAUGAUCAAAGACAAGUUGAACUGUCAUACAACUCAAAGCUAUAUAAUAAGGAAUAACAGGAAAUAGCCGCACCUAAUUCCUUAUCUUUUGCACAAGGCACCUUGGGCUGCGUUUCUCUCAGGUGCAGGGAGCUGCUUGGCAGGAGCAGUUUAAGUGAUCAGGUCUCCAAUGCACUUGAGGACUUUAUUGAGGUAGUUCCUUCACUCAGAGGACUGUUCUGGGAUUCUUUUCCUGAGCUACCUGAACUGUACUAGAACAAUCAGUCAUCUUUCUUUUCCUUUGGGCCUACAAUUUUCUGCUUAUACCACAGCCAGUGUAUGGCUGUGUCUGGGUGGGUGUGAUACCUCAGAGCUUUUGUUUUCCUUUUUUGUGUUUUUUCUACAGAUUUUCAAGUGUUAACCAUUCUUUGUGGUAUGAAAACUUUAAAGAAUUAUAUACGAUUGAAUUGAAAUGUUAUUUAAAAAGUUUUGUCCCAUGAAGUUUAUUUUGAUCAGAUGAAUGUUUUUAAGUAAAUAUAUGCAUUUGUUAAACCUCAGCUUAAUGUACCUGUACUUCCUCUUUUGAAACUAAACGAGUUGACAUCUAGAUGACUGGUAGCACAUGUAAUGUGACUAACGCUAGCCUCCUACUGCCAUGCGUUACUAACUCCAGCUCCCUGGACUUGGGACAGCAAAAUCCAGAGGACCCAGGGUGGAGCCUUAAGAACACUGAUACCAAGGUUGAACUUGUGGAAAUCAUACCUGCUGGGGUUUAUCCAGCAAGAAAGAUACAGUCCCUGUGCCAGUGCCACUGCUGCCUCAGAGAAAGUACACUUGUUAUAAAACUCUGCAUUGUUCUUAGGUGACUUGAAACUGUGAUGAUAGAUUGAUUAAAGUAAAAAAAACUGGCUGCUGCCAUUUGAAACCAUGCAGUGGUAAAGAUGAGAUGAGAAGCCCCUAGAGGAUCUGGGUGAAAAUGAGACGCCAAAUCUUUUUACUUCUUUAUUUUUCCAGAAUUUCCUCCAGCAGAAGAGAACAAGAUUAUUAGUAUGAAGUUUUUAGUUCUGCAGAAAUGCUUGCCAUCGUCAUGUCUCAUGCCAGUAGGUUUUCUGUAGGCUCAAUCCACGGAUGUUUCUGUCAAGGAGCAAGAGCACCCACCCCAGUCAUCCCAAACUGUUACUUAUAAUUACUAAACAUUCAUAUACCUAAGCACAUCACAUUGAUAGUCAAAGCAAAGGUUAGAGCUUGGGCUUCUGGCUGGGAAGGUUAAUAAGCUGAAGGGAGGCUGCAAAAUAAAACCAGAGUUUUUGUAUAUAAGUCUUUAAUGUAUUACAUUACUCUGAAAGGCAAAUGAUAGUGAUUCAGGGAUAGUAAGUGAUGUCAUUUCUCAGUGUCAUUGCUACAAGCUUGUUGGGGUUGGACUUCUGCAGGUCUGCACAGUGUGCAUCCACCUGCCAACUAGUACCUCAGAAAUAAAGCCUUAUUUAAGUCAUUAAAGUGAUUGUAGCCUUAAUAAUGCUGAGAAGAAUCACUUCCUUGUCGGGUUUGUCCAAAUCAACUCUUGAGGAAGAAAGAAUGGGAAAAAUUGGAGGCUCCCUCAGCCUGGCCACUGCUUUUGCACUCUGGAUUAUUAUUACACCUGCACUCCCAACGUUGUCAUGCCUCCAUCACUCAUAUGCAUAUCCAUUUACUAUGAAAUAUAGAUAUGCUCCAAACUGUGUGGAAUACAGCUGAGAUGUGCAAAUUUUCAUCUUCACAUGUGAAGGUUGCUUUUUAAUAAUGUGGCCCUAUAUGUACGAGAAGGAUAUAAACUAUGCUAAGACAAUCUGGGAAUGUUUGGGAAAAGGUUGGUGAAAUAUUAGGAUGGUAGGUGAUAAUGAAGUGGCAUUUUGCACUCAGUGAAGCAUUGUGAAUAUUUUUUUGAUGUCGCUAUAAAUAUGUACAAAUAGAAAGGCACUGUAAAUAAAAAAUGACCUUUUACUGGAGAACAUAUUUAAAAUGA